AUGCUGAUCGAGCAGGCGCACCUCGACUCUCCUGGCAGCCCCGACUACACCGGGGCCGACGACUUCACGGGCUGGGGCCCGGGCCGUGGCAGGGCCCUGGUCGCCCCAACUUUGGUCAAGCACGUGGCCGAGAAGGCUCGUGACAAGGCGUCUGUGCAUAAGGAGUUGCGCAAGCACAAUGAGGAGCUUCGUUUGAGGAAGCCGCCCAAAGGACGACGUCGGCUCACGGACGAGGUGAAUGAGAGCAUUUGGGCCCUCAACUGGCUCGUGGGUUCUUCCGCCGCCAAUGCCAAGUUUUCUUCUCUUGGGCAGCGGGCCGCCGUUGACCACCUGUACGAGACCAUCAAUUCUUUUCGGCCGCCACCUCAGGCGGUUUCAGACGAGGAAGCCACGCGUGCGCUUCUCGGCAGCAGAGUCCCUUAUGACGGGGACGAUGACUUGACAGUGGUUCCCUACGACCGUGCUCUGGUGUCUAUCCCCGGUGACGGGCGAGUUCCCGCGCCCCUCGCCGAGGUGUUGCCGCCGGACGCCGCAAAGAUGAUCGUAGAUUUCGACACCGACCUGCUCAAGGACGACAACCAGUGGGGAGCGGAGGUGGAGCGUGGUCUCGAGCACAUCGGUUAUUACAUGGACCCGCGGCUCCGCUUCAGCCGCCGCAGUUAUCUCAACUUCAUCGGGGACCUGUUCAGAGGCGGGCUUCUCGCCUGGCGACGGGCCGACCAAGUUCGAGGUAGGAUCUCGGUAUUUUUUGUACGAAAGAAGUCGGGCAAGCAGCGCCUCGUCGUCGACUGCAGACGCGUCAACGCCCGCUUCCGAGAGUGCCCCCACGCGCCGAUGGGUUCGGGAUCGUCCUGGGCCGACGUCGUGAUGGACACGGACACUGACAUGCAUCUCUCGCUUAGUGACGUGAAGGACUACUUUUACGCCUGCGGUCUGCCGCCGGGCCUCGAGAGCUUCUUUUGCCUCCCCGACAUCACUGGGGAGGAGCUGAAGGCGGUCACCCAGGGUGACCCCGCCUUUGGGUACUUGUGGGGCUCCACGGCGGUCGCCCCCGCUAUGAAGGCGAUGCCGAUGGGGUGGACUUGGAGUUUCUUCUUCGCGCAGGUCCUGCACGCUCACCAGGUCCACCAGAUCAGGCCCUGGUCGCCCGGCGCGGUCACGCAGGAUCGCGCCCCUCCGCCUCCGUUCAGGACGGGGACCGAGCUGGCUCUGCCCUACUGCGACAACUUCGUUGCGGCUGCCUCCUCUCUCGCACAGGCCGACGAUCUCCGAGAAGAUUGUAAGCGCCGGAUGACCUCGCUCGGUUUCGAGGUCCACGAGGAGGAGGCUGCCCGCCACUGGGCCGAGUCCUUGGGGUUCGCCAUCGACGGACUCACUGGGGAGCGUGAGCCGCCAGCGGAGCUCCGUGCUGCCGCUGCUCUGCUGCCCUUUGCACGGGCCAACAUGCGGCGGCCCUGGGCUUCGGAGGUGGAGGCGUUCGACGCCAGUCCUGCCGGCUGCGGGAUCAUGACGGCGGCCCUGCCAGAGGAGGUGGUCUCGGAGAUCGGGAAGGUCGAUGAGAGGCGGCGUUGCGCCUUCCAGUGCGAGCAACCUGGCGGGCCUCGUGAGCACGACCUCCGGGCGGCCCCUCCUGUCGAGGAGUGCUUCAGCAACGUUGAGUCCGUUGUCCCUCGCGACUGGUCUCGGCGACGGUGGCAGCCCGCGCAGGACUUCCCUGAGGGGCCCGCCGGCAGCCGCCCAGUCAAGGGGCCGCGGGUCUCACGGGUGCUGCAGGCGCCGCAUCGCCAGGCGUGCUCCGCCCCCCGCGACGGCAGCCAGGGGUCGCCGCCUCCGACGCACCGCCGCCUGGCGGGGGCCGCCUCAGCGCGGACGCUGCCCGCCAACGCCGAUCGGAGCCGCAAGCUGCAGAUCCUGGCGCGGCGGGCGCGGGCGAGGACCCGCCGAGCGGCCGUCGAGGCGGGGGACCGCGAGAUGCAGGAGGAGCUCGAGCUGAAGGGGAUCAUGGUGAGCCUCCUCGAGAUGAAGUCCGUCGGCAAGCAGUCGAUCCCUUACUAUCUCCAGAAGUUCAGGGACGAGGACGUGGACGAGGCUUUGGUGCAGCUGAUGGACCCGUUGUACUUGGAUGGGUGGCAGGUCGACCAGGGCGAGAAGCUGCUCGCGGCGGUGAAGCUCGGCAUCCCGCGCUUCUCCAGAGCGGGGCUAGGCGGCCUGCCGCGCGCGGCCCGCGCCCUCCGCGGCUUUCGGGAGGCCGCCCCCGUGGCCUGCCGCUUCGGGCUGCCGCGCGCGUGGGUCGUCGCGAUCAUCGCGGCGAUGCUCUGGCGCGGGAUGCUGGAGAGCGCCCGCCGGGUGGUGGCGAUGCACGAUGCGCACCUGCGCACUGGCGAGGCGACGCGGCUCCGGGCCGAGGACUUCGCCCCACCGGUCGGAGACCAUCGCGGCCACGAGCGCGGCGUGCUCAUCCUCGGCUCCUCGAGCGCCGGGGCCCCCACCAAGACGGGCGUGCUGGACGACACGGUCACCCUGUCGGACUGGGACUUUCCGACCAGCAAGAUACUGGGGCUUUUGAAGGCCCAGCGGGCCCCGCACGAGCCCUUGUUCGUCACGAAGCCCGCUGCCUUCAGGAAGGACUUCGAUCGGGCGUGCCUCGACCUCGGGCUCGACAAGCGGAACCUCACGAGCUACCAGCUGCGCCGCAGCGGCCCGAGCCGAGACGCCCUUCUCGGGCGCCGCACGCUUCCCGACAUCAUGAAGCGCGGCAGGUGGGCCACCCUCUCUUCGGUGAAGAGGUACGAGAGGCACGGAGUGAUGCAGAGGGCGCUGGCCAGCAGCCCGAAGGAGCUGCUCGACUUCGCCGCGGCUGUCGAGUCCUCCAUCGCGGGAGGCAGCUCGCCCGCGCUCUCGCUCGGAGCGGAGUCCCCGCCUACGACGUCGCCGAUGGCCCCGGUGCUGAUCUGUUGCGGCCAGUGGCGAGCGCGGCCUGUGCCGGCCGCGGCCAUGGCCCGCUGCCGCGGCCGCCCCUGCGCCCGGGGCGCGCUGGCCGCGGCGGCCGGCGCGGCCCUGGCGCUCCGAGCCGGGGGCCCGGCGUGGUCGCUGCGGCCGCGGCCGCGGCCCGCCCGGAGCAGCCACGGGAGCAGCGCCGUCGCCGCCCGCGCGGCGCGGCCCAGCGGGGCCUCCGCGGGCGGCGCCUUGAGCAGCACCGCGCCGGCACCGCGCGGGGAGCCCGCCGCGGCGGCCGCCGAGGGGUCGUCGCUCUGGGCGCCCGCCGUCGGAGAGCCCCAGGUGCGCUUCUCGCUCGGGGGCUCGCCGGAAGGAGGCCGUGGAGGCGUCUGGCCCGCGCCGCUGCAGGUGCCCGCGGGGGCCCCCGAGGGAGGCUGGGCGCCGCAGGAGCCAUCGCAGCACGUUCGGAGCGAUGUCCGCUCGCGCCCGGCGACCUCCGUGGCUCCCGGAGGGUCGCAGAUGCCGCCAGCGUUGCAGCGCAUGCAUCAGGAGGCGACGGACAGGGUCCUCCGAGGCUUCGGCCUGGGUCUUGCCAGGCUGACCGUCCACAUGCCGAUGGGCCUCGGAGACGGCAUCGUCGGCGCCAACGUGCUGGCAGCCAAGUGGCAGGUCCGCAAGCGCCCCGGAACACCCUUCCGCGCCCUCGUCCUGAUGCCCGCCUCGAUGAUGAGCGAGGCCGAGCUGGCAUACCGGAAAGCGGGCGGCGAUGGCAUGGUCGUGCUGCGCAUGGCGGAGGGGCCGCGCGGCUCCGACCAGGUCGCAACGGCGUUGACCCGUUGCCGUGGGCUGGUGGUGCUCACCUCUUACGAAAACGCGCGCUACGCGAAGAUGGCUUUUAGGCGUCUGCAGACGGAGGUUCUGGAUUUUGCUGUUUUCGAGAUGGCGCACCUCGCGCUGCAAAGUGGAUCGUCGGCCAGAGAAGCAGUCUUCGAGUGGAACAGGCUCAUGCAGCUGGGCCUCAUCGAGGCGCUCUUCGUCACCGCGCGCGCUCUGGAAGCGGCACCGGUGAGGGGCCUCGGGAACGCCACGAGAGAGAUGCCCGGGAUCCGCCCGUUCCGCGUGGUGUCGAGGAGGGGAGGCCCGUGCGGCCCCGAGGUGUUCACGGUGGACGCCGCGGAGGCCCGCAUGCGUGGCAUCACCGUGCCCGUGCGCCUGGUGCCGCUCGACAUCGAGGCGCCGAGCCUCGCCGGCGGGGCGGCGGGGCUGGCGCCGGCGCCGCUGCUGGCGCGGCUGCACGACGCGCUCGGCCUGCGAGCGAUCGAGGCGCUGCCAGGAGACGACGAGGCGGUGGCGCCUCUCGGCCAGGAGGUGCUGGACCUCACCAGCCGCAGGUGCGUGCUCGGCGCGGCCCGCGCCAACGCCGCCGGGCGCGGCGAGGGGCAGGCCACGCUGGGAAGCACGGAGGCCGAGGCGCUGCUCGUCCACGGGGACGCCCCCAGCGCGGACGCCAUCGCGCACGCGCUGGGCCGCGCCGCGUUCCGGACGCACGAGAAGCCAGCGCUGUACGUGCUGCUGCCGUGGCGCGCGCCGGCCGCGGUGGCCGUGUGGGCCGCCCUGGCGGCCAACGACGAGCAGGUGGAGCUCGCCCUGAGGGAGGCGGCCGUGGCGCGCGGGGGCACCCCCGCGGGCCUGGGCUGGGACCAGAUUCCCGCCCGCCUGCAAGACCUUUUCGCGCGCAGCGGCGAGCAGGCCAACGAGAAGCAGUUCCGGGCCUGGGCGGCUCAGGCCGUCAAUGUGGCCAUCGACCAGACGGCGUACGAGUGGGACGUGUGGUAUGGGAGGUUCCUGGAGUACCGCCGGGCUCACGGCGAGGGCGACGGGACUGCUCGCGCGGUGCCCGUAGACGCCAGCAUCCACGGGCACGAGGUCGGCCGUUGGGUGGCGCUGCAGCUCAUGGAGUGGCGCUGGGGGCUCCUGGACGCAACGAAAGAGCAGCUGCUGAGGGAUGGUGGCCUGUCCAUCCAGGAAGAGAUGGACCGAAACUUCGAGAGCGGCCUGGAGGAGUUCCAGCGUCACAGGGAGGACCAGAAGGGGGAUCCCCACAUCCCCCCUGGCCACAUUACAGCUUCGACUGGGUUUCCCCUCUGGUCUUGGUCGCUUUGCCAGCGUGCUGCGUGGCGAACAGGCCGACUGAGCGUCGAGAAGCAGUACCUCUUGGACGCGGUAGGCUUCCCACCAGUGGCCCACCCGGAAGGCGAGGCCGCUCGCGCAGUCACGUUGCGUCUCGAGAGGUCCUUGCGGGAUGCCUCCAGGAAGGACCUUGAACAUCGGGAGAGUGCGUUCCGCCACCUCGUUCUGGCCCACCACCCAGCGCACACGCGCGCUCAAUGGGCCGCGGCAGCCGCCCAUUUCCUCGCCGGGUACCGGAGCUGGUUUCUCAACCCUCCAGAGCCGCCCAUUGGUGCCGGCAAGUUCGAGUAAGAAUACGGGGAGAGUUCCAUAACAUCUUGUCACGAGAGAGUUCCAUAACAUCCUGUCCAAACGCGAGCCAGGCAUUGAAUUCCGCAUCCAUUUGGUCCUCACCAGAACUGCGUGCGUGAUGUUCUGGUUUGAUGCACGACUACGGCCAGCCUAUGGUCAUGUCAAGAGUGACACACCCCUGCAUCAAGUAUCACGUGAAGCAGGUGUAGGUUGUUAUAUCAUCACGCGGUGGACCGCGCGAGAGUGGCGUGUCGGUGACGCCAUCCGCGAUUCGAAAGACAGCAGCGCCACGACGGAGUGGUUCUCUGAUGGUGCACGACCCCUCGUCGCCCCCUCCAGAAUCAUCUCGCUCCCUCAACCUGCUCCGCUCCGCGGGGGAAGGGGAAUCUAGUGUGCAG
Molecule: messenger RNA, 5816 nt
Organism: Prorocentrum cordatum
Lineage: Eukaryota; Dinophyceae; Prorocentrales; Prorocentraceae
Source: the annotation of a GenBank genome assembly